Symbiodinium sp. CCMP2592 is the source of this 2754-nucleotide messenger RNA. Lineage: Eukaryota; Dinophyceae; Suessiales; Symbiodiniaceae. The record is from the annotation of a GenBank genome assembly.
AUGUGGGGAAACAGUGAAGUCGUUUCGACUCGUCAUCAGAUGUUGCUCUUCGAUGCUGAGCAAAAUGCACAGGGUAUUUCUGACCAGCGCAUGCGACGAAGGUCAGGUUUGCAGGCCGUGUGGCAGUCAGGUUGGAUGGCUUGGCAUUUUGGCUGGGAUCCGUCUCUGCAGCUCAAUCUGAACACUGGCUUGUCGGAAGUGGGUCAGUCCCGGCAAGACAGAGCCAAUCAGGACUUUCUGCAAGAUCAUCAGGAGUCUAUGAAGAAGUGGUCUUACGGCCUAGCAGUGCUCGGCCUCACUGUCGGCAUCCUUGGCUUGCUUGUCACAUUUGUCACCGCAGGCAUGGGUACCUUCAUCUUUGUCACUCAAGCUGUCAACGUCGUCACAGCUGCAGGGAGCCUGGUACUAAUGCAUUUGCAGGAGCUUGCCCAGGAGGAUUCCACACUCACGGAAGAAGAGAGGCGGGAGAAGCAAGACAUGCUUUCACUUUGCCAGGGCAUCCUUGGUAUGGUUGGCCUCGCUACCUUCGCCUUUGAUUUCUUCAAAGGCUUUGCUGCUUCACAGGUAGCUGGCGGACUUGCAGCUGGAGCCGCUCAGGCUGUGGGAAUGCAGCGGCUGACUCGGAUUGCAGGCCUUGUUCGCGCCGCUAUGCGGCUUGGCGGGCAGGGUCUUCGGGUGUUGCAACUUCCGGCCCUCCUGCGCACUGCGGACCGCGUUCUUGCAGCUUUUGGCCUCAACGGUGCGCGUCUUGCACAAUUGGGCAUGACGUCACGAACUCGAGUGCGGGUUGUCAUUCUGGAACUGGUCAACGGUGUGGCCAUUGGGCUAAGAUCCUUCCUCAACACGAUGCAGCACCGGGAGCAAUCAGGUGCGCAAGAGCGAGAUGACCAGAAAAAGCAGCACGAAAGCACUGCAGGAGCUUCAGUGUCAGAGGAGACGACUGCAGGAGCCUCAGAGGAGACGACGCAGACGGAGGAAAGUUGUGAGAUGACGGAUGGCUCCAAGUGGGAAUGGAUAGAUCAGUCUUCCGAUCUCAACGCCGUGGUAGAGACGUCGGAGGAAGCUUCCGAAGAGAGCCAGCUUGCUGCCUCCCGUCGCCCUGCCAAGCGCAGUCAAGCCUCGCAUGAGCGUCUGCGGUAUGCCCCUUCCGGUGCACAGCCUGUCGAUGUGUGGUUUGAGGGGACCGAGCGGCAGACAAGUCGCGACUUGACGGAGUCGGAAGAAGAGCUACUCAAAAAUGUGAAGAGUGAGGAGGAUCUGCGAAAGUUCUUCGAAAAACAGCAGGCCAAGUCGAAGAAGAAGUCCGAGCAAAGUCGAAGCAGCAAGUUUGAGACCCGCACGCUAAGGGAUGGCUCAAAAAAAACCGUGGAGACAGAGCGCCACAGAGGCGGGCAUGGAGGGGACGACCACAUCCAGGUGCAGAAGAGCCAGGUGCUCGGGCAAGAAGGAUCUGAGCUCGAAAUCAAAGUGGAGACCCGAAGUACGAAAGGCAUUCUCAAUGAAAGCAAGCUUGUCCUCCACACCAGUGCCAAAGACUCGAGGAUCACCGGUACAGCUUUGUCCGACGAUGCCACCAAGCUGUUGCUCAAGAAGCUGGGCAUUCCUCGGGACAAGGUCAUCAUCAAAGGCGGACAAGCCAGAGCCAAGGAAUGGGACGUAAACCCCGACUCGCGCCCUGGAUCCUUGCCUGGAGUGGACCGGAAGAAUUCAGGAUCAACAAGCUGGGAGAGCCUAAUCCAGACCGUUCUUUACCUGCAGGAGCGAGAGAAGGGCAAGAGCCCGGCGGAGGCCGGAUCAGCUUCUGGAGGCCAGAAAGCGCAGGAGGCUGCUGCAAAGGUGAUGGGAUCUCUUUUGGGGCCGAAGGUGAAACCCUCUGCGAACUUGGGUCGCGAACAGAUGGAGCGGCUUGGCUACGAAGACGGAAAGGACUUCGUGAUUCAUGACGGCAAAGUUAUGCCGAAAGGUCGUGAAAGAGGCAUGGAGAGCAAAGGCCUCCAGGAGUCGGUCCUCUUCACCGUGGCUUAUCUCCAGGCAAAGAAGAGCCAUGGUGAUGAGCAGGCAAUGCGAAUGGCAGAGAGCCCAGGUGCCGAAAAACUCGUUUAUGCUCGCCUCCAGGAUUUUGGUACGACUCGCCGCUCUGAGUUUGAGGAGGUGGAGAGACCCAGUUGGGAAAAGAAGGUCCUAAGAGUCAUGGAUAAGGUGAAGAAAAAGUUUGGCUGUGACAGCAAACAAGCACACUUAGCCCAUCAGCUUUCUUUCGAUGUAAUGAUGGAGAAGGUCGUGGUGCUCGUUCGAAACGGCGAUGCCAAAGGAUUGGAGCACUUUGUGGUUGAGUUCGUCAAGAAUAACAAUACCCUCUUGGAGGACAUCAAGGUCAAGGACGACCCGGAGCUUGAGAGCGAUAUGGAGGUGAUCCUUAAUGAGCAGCAAGAGUACAUUCAACACAAGCUUCUGUCAGUUCUUUUGGCUAUGCAUUCUACGCAGAGCGACGAAGAGUUGCAUCGUGAGGUCGAAGAACUGCUAGAGCACAUGAACAGUUAUGUGGGCAAUCUUCGGCCCGGACAUGGCCCAACGAAUCAAUCCAUUGGGAGAGGCAACGACCUGAAGUUUUACCCAGACGGCAGCGUGACACCUAGAAGCCAGUGGAUCCACAGAUUUUUCCAAGAGCAUACCCGUCGGGACACGAAGUCCGGAAGAGUAGCGUCUUCUGUGACGGAUCCUCAUAACAGGUACGAAGGUACCUUGCCAAACUAG